Molecule: messenger RNA, 420 nt
Organism: Suillus discolor
Lineage: Eukaryota; Fungi; Basidiomycota; Agaricomycetes; Boletales; Suillaceae
Exons: 5
Coding region: 1-420 (139 amino acids)
Source: RefSeq, a predicted model, not a curated record
AUGUGCAUCCUCACUCCUCACCACACUUCAGCGCUCAUCCCAUUAGCCACUUACACAGUCUGCAGCUGUGUUAUAUCCUCUCAGGAUUCCUUCAUCAUCCGCCUCUUUACUCCACUCAUUCACCAAGUAUUUCAUUAUCAUCCGCCCACUCUCUCACCAAGUGUUUUAUUGCCAUGCACAAUAUCUGCAUGGGUCUUUGGGGCUGGGGGAGGUAUAGUGUCCACACUGGUGCGCCUAUCCUCCUCCAAUAUUUCCAUGGGUCUUUGGGGCUGGGGGAGGUAUAGUGUCCACACUGGUGCGCCUAUCCUCCUCCAAUAUUUUCAUGGGUCUUUGGGGCUGGAGGGAGGUAUAGUGUCCACACUGGUGCACCUAUCCUCCUCCAAUAUUUUCAUGGGUCUUUGGGGCUGGAGGGAGGUAUAG